UUUAUUUUAUUUAUAGGCUAAGUGGGUAUUAUAAUGAAGUAAUAGAAAGAAAUAACUGAAUGAGCACUCGAUCAGCAAAUUAAAAUUUUUUUUUACAAUCUUGUUUUGGGUAGCAUUUAUUUAUUGCUAUCUAUUACGUCAUAUACGUGUAAACAACAUACAUAUAUAUUAUAUAGUGUUAUUUUAUGAGUACGCUUUAGUUUCAUAACAUUUAAUUUCUAUGUUUUUUUUACUAAUUUACAAACUUUUUAUUCUAGUUUAUCGUCUUUUUAAAAUCUCUCAUUUAAUUUUUUACCCUCAACUAACAUUCAUGCAUCAUUUUCAUAAUUUUUCCGUUUGCAAAAAUCCAAAUUCAAAAAAUAUAUAUACAUACAUAUAUGAAUAUUACAUAACGUGAAGUGAUUGAUUGAAGAGCAACAAGAAAAUUGCCAAUGUCGAAAAAAGAACAAAAGAAAGCAAAAGAACCCGAAUAUAAGUUGGAAACCGUUCCGAUGGAUCCACGUUUUCCAAACUCGAAUGUGACGCGACAUUGCUGGUUUUCCUAUGUGGAAUUCCAUCGUUGUCAGAAGAGUCGUGGUGAAGGGCAUGAAUCAUGCGCAUAUUUUCAAAAAGUUUUCAAAACAAUGUGUCCGAAUGCUUGGGUGGAAAAGUGGAAUGAACAACUGGAAGCCGGUGUCUUUCCAGGCCGAAUUUAAAAUGUUUUCCUUUAUUGUUUGCUGUCAAUUAUUGUUAAAUGACAUAAUCCAUGCUACUAGCUGAACUGUUAAGCGCUUCAAAACACACACAAACAGCUAUACCUACAGCCACAUAAACGCAUAUUCACUAUGAACAUCCACUUUUUCACCUAUUUAAUAUAAAUUACUUAAAUAAAAUUGGUUUUAGUGUAGAAAAGUA
This is a messenger RNA of Bactrocera latifrons, 894 nucleotides long. Its product is annotated as cytochrome c oxidase subunit 6b-2-like. The record is from RefSeq and is a predicted model, not a curated record. Lineage: Eukaryota; Metazoa; Arthropoda; Insecta; Diptera; Tephritidae. The transcript has a single exon. The coding region runs from base 432 to 695 and encodes 87 amino acids. Gene Ontology annotation, cellular component: respiratory chain complex IV; mitochondrion.